This is a messenger RNA of Lathyrus sativus (Indian pea), 1236 nucleotides long. The record is from the annotation of a GenBank genome assembly. Lineage: Eukaryota; Viridiplantae; Streptophyta; Magnoliopsida; Fabales; Fabaceae.
AUGAAAUCGAAAGGGAAGAGAAGUCGUAAAGAAAUGGAGAGUGAGAAUCCCAAUUCCGACGCUAACGCCGCACUCAUCAACUCAUUCAUCGAAAUCACUUCUUCCACUCAACAAGAAGCACUUUUCUUUCUUGAGAGUCACAAUUUCGACCUAGACGCUGCCGUUUCGACCUUCUUCGAAAACGACAACGCUGCCAUUCCGAAUAUCACUAUAAACGACAACACUGGUAAUACCGUUUCGCCUAAUGAGUCUCUUUCGCCUGAUUUUCAACCUUCUGAAUCUCUGUCGCGGUCUCAGUCGCCGCCAUCCACCCGCGCACUCCGAUCUAGACGGUCUCUUGGGAAGAAACCGUCCGGAAGUCGGCAGAGUGGGAUUCGGACUCUGAGGGAUGUUAAAGGUGAUCAAGAGUCUGGUUCUGGUUCGGAAUCUGAGGAACCGCAGGAGUAUUAUGCUGGUGGUCAGAAGAGUGGUAUGCUUGUCCAAGAUCCUACUAGAGGUGGUCAUACUGUGGAUGAUAUUUUUGACCAGGCUAGACAAGUAGCUGUUGAUGCUCCUACUGAAAAUUCUUCAAGGUCAAGAAGUUUUACUGGAACAGCCAGAUUGCUUUCCGGAGAGGCAUUGCCAUCUGCUCCUCAGCCAGUAGAGUCAAUUACACAUGUGGUUACUUUUUGGAGGAAUGGGUUUUCUGUCAAUGAUGGUCCUUUGCGGAGGUUGGAAGACCCGCAAAAUGCAUCAUUCCUUGAGAGCAUAAAGAAGUCCGAAUGUCCCAAAGAGCUUGAACCAGCUGAUCAGCAAAUACCUGUUCGUCUCAGCCUCACAAGGCGGGAUGAAAACUACCCGGAAUCGGUGAAGCCAAGGAAUACUCCUUUUCGGGGGGUUGGAAGAACUUUAGGUGACCGCAGCUCAAGUGGUGAAGCUGCCAGCGAGCCUAUUCAAACUGCUGCUAGCGCUUCCUCAUUUACUGUUCCGGUGCCAACAAUGGGUCUAGUUGUAGAUGAGUCCCAACCAGUGACAUCAAUCCAGCUAAGGUUAGCUGAUGGUACAAGAAUGGUUUCUCGCUUCAAUCACCGCCACACAAUCAGAGAUGUUCGAGCAUUCAUUGAUGCAUCAAGAACUGGUGGGGCAAGAAGUUACCAACUGCAGACAAUGGGUUUUCCUCCCAAACAACUUACUGAUUUGGACCAGACUAUAGAGCAAGCUGGUAUAGCCAAUUCAGUUGUUAUCCAAAAGUUAUAG